Drosophila mojavensis is the source of this 2788-nucleotide messenger RNA. It is a transcript of the gene UbcE2H, whose product is annotated as ubiquitin-conjugating enzyme E2 H. Lineage: Eukaryota; Metazoa; Arthropoda; Insecta; Diptera; Drosophilidae. The transcript is spliced from 2 exons. Gene Ontology annotation, molecular function: ubiquitin conjugating enzyme activity. Gene Ontology annotation, cellular component: nucleus. The coding region runs from base 581 to 1132 and encodes 183 amino acids. The record is from RefSeq and is a predicted model, not a curated record. Gene Ontology annotation, biological process: protein polyubiquitination; ubiquitin-dependent protein catabolic process.
UAACAGCUGGAAAGCCGAAGACGACAGCCAGCUAGCCAGAAACGGGAGAAAUUGAAAGAAAACGGAUGGAGCGAUAGCAAACGCAGUGAAUUUCAUAGAUAAUUAGAUAAUAAUUAAACAGUUGUCGCUGUCGAAUAAGUAAGCGAAAAAACCAACAACAGCAACCGUAAAAAAAUGCACAGGCGUUUGGUGCAUACAACAAUGUGUAGACGUAUCGAAGCGUAAAAAUCAAAGGCGGCGCCAGCCACACGAACAACACAAUAAAAACGGAGAAACCAUAAUAAAAGAGAGACAGCAGACAGCAGCAGCUGGAGCUACUGGUGGAUCGCCGCAACUCCGGAUUAUUGUUUUUGAUGUGUGCCUUGGCCAGGGGAGCAGCAAUACAGUCAAAUAGCAAUAGUUAUAAUAACAACAUUAGCAAUAAUAUCAACGGCAACCACUGCAACCACAAAUAGCAACAACAAUCACCGCUUCAGCCUUAGCGUAUACAACGAGCGCACCGUGUCCUCAGUGUCAUAGAGCCCCACAUCCAAAACAAAAACAAACAACCACAGACAACAGCAAUAACAACAAAAGCAAAAUGUCAUCACCCAGCGCUGGUAAACGCCGCAUGGACAAUGACGUCAUCAAACUAAUCGAAUCAAAACACGAGGUCACGAUCCUUGGUGGCCUUAACGAAUUCCAUGUGAAGUUCUUUGGGCCAACUGGCACACCCUACGAGGGCGGCGUUUGGAAGGUGCGCGUCUAUCUGCCCGACAACUAUCCAUUCAAAUCACCAAGUAUUGGAUUUGUCAAUAAGAUCUAUCAUCCCAAUAUUGACGAAUCAUCGGGCACCGUUUGCCUGGAUGUGAUCAAUCAAGCCUGGACGGCAUUGUACGAUCUAUCGAAUAUAUUUGAAUCGUUCUUGCCACAACUGCUCACAUAUCCAAAUCCAGUCGAUCCAUUGAAUCGAGAUGCGGCCGCCCUCUAUCUGCACGAGCCGGAGGAAUAUCAUCGCAAGGUCGCCGACUAUGUGCAGCGGUAUGCGACCGAGGAUGCGCUGCGAGCAGCGCAACAGGAGCGCGAGAGCAGCGACAGCGAGUCCAGCAUGUCCGACUACAGUGAGGACGAGGCCCGUGAUAUGGAAUUAUAAUAUCGGUUUAAAUAUAUUAUCGAAACAACUAAAACAAUAGUAGCAGCAGCCCUACUAGCUGCUGUCUAAAAAAUGCCUCGAUUUGAACUAGAUCAGAUCGCCACGAUAUACAAAAAAAAAAAAACAACAAAAUACAAUUGAACAACACAAACAGACACAUAUACACAAACACACACCCAUACACAAACACACACACAUACAUAUAUAUGUAUCUAUCUAUAUAUAUAUAUGUAUGUAUACACAUAACAAAUGAACGUGAUUCGAUGGACAUACUUAUAAAUAUAAUAUAUAUAUGAUCUAAAACCUUAUAUAUGUAUAUUAAUGUGUAAGCAACAAAAAGUUUGAAACAAUUCUUAGUAAUAUAGCAAUUAUAUAGUAGCUGACAAAUCGAGUAUAAUACAAAGGAGAAAAACAAGAGAAGGGCAGACCGAAAGCAAGAAACGAUAAUAAUUUUGGAUGGACAAGAGUUACCGAUUGCAUUGCAAAUCCAAUAAACGUACAUAACUUAGAGAAAUAACAGAAAAUCACAUACACGAUAUAUAUAUAUUUAUAUAUGUGUGCCGUCAUGACUAUAUAGUUAGCUGUAUAUACCCCAUAUAAAUAUAUAUAUCCACAAGCAUAUAUAUAUAUAUAUAUAUUUACAUAAACAUGGACAACUGUUUUACUUGUCAGCUGCUUAGGCUACUGACACAUUUAAGCAGAAUUAACACAGCACAUCCAACUUCCGCCCACCUGUCACACGCCCCCACGCCCCUCGCCCACGCCCUCGCACACUCUUGGACUAUGUUGAGCCGCAGACCGCCCGCCAAUGCAUUCAAUCAAACUUUACUUGAAUUUUCUUGUUUUUCAUUUUAUUUUAUUUUUUUGUUUUUAGUUCUAAUUUUAAUUUCGUAAUUAUGACGCAGCUCUUAUUUGUUAAAUGCUUAAAUAUAAACAAACAAACCGAAACUAAGCUUAGGUUACAAAGUUGUUAAUGUAAAACUUUUAUAUAUAUAUAAAGCCCCCCACACCUACACACACACACAUGUGCAUACAGCUGCGGUCACUAGAUUAGUACCACUAAAUGUUUGACUAAGAAACUUAGUGAUAAAAAUAAUAUCAAACAUCUAAAUGAAUAACGGUAUAUGUUCAACUUAAUAUUCGUUUCAAAUUGCUUGAAAAGUAGUACUAUUCGAAUGACCGCGGCUGUAUACCUUUAUAUAUUUCUAUAUAUAAAUAUACAUAAAACUAGGUUGCCAAUUAAUCGUGUGUUUCAACAAGAGCAAAAUUUAUUAUAUAUUUAUUAAAGAAAGGAAAACAAAAGCAAAGCGAAGAUUACAGAUUUUUAAAUUCAUUGUUUAAGCUAGUUAAACAUUUCGUUUCGAAAACUCGUGCGUCUUGUCCUGUUUUUCUUUUUUUUUUUUUUUUUUUUGUUUAAGUUUUAAAGUUGGAACAGUACAGAAAUAAAGCUAAAUUAAGUCUUAAAGAGAUAAUACAGAAAUGAAAAUAAAAAGAAAUAAAUAUAUAUAUAUAUAUACAACAACAAAAAUGAAGGAAAAACUAAAACCAAUUAAUUAAUGUUUAAUGAAAAGCGUAGAGUUGUGUAUUCUAGUUAACUUAGAGAGUUCAAUAAUAUAAAAUAAUAAUAAUAAAAACAACAAACUAAACAAAACUAAA